Messenger RNA from Penicillium oxalicum, 1452 nucleotides. Its product is annotated as Arabinose 5-phosphate isomerase KdsD. The coding region runs from base 1 to 1452 and encodes 483 amino acids. NCBI's taxonomy places the organism in Eukaryota, Fungi, Ascomycota, Eurotiomycetes, Eurotiales, Aspergillaceae. The transcript has 2 exons. Gene Ontology annotation, biological process: carbohydrate derivative metabolic process. The record is from RefSeq and is a predicted model, not a curated record. Gene Ontology annotation, molecular function: carbohydrate derivative binding.
AUGGACCCGUUUGUUUCCCCCGCCAUGGCCACCUCCCAUACGACUCGGCGCCCACUCACUCCGCCCGACUCCGAUUCUCACUCCUUGGAGUCCGCUUCACUCACAUCCUCUUCCCCCUCUUCGCUCCCCUCCGCGUCGACCAUGGCUCCCAUGGCUCCCAUGGCGCUCAAAACCGAGAUGACCUCCAUCGGGACGGCGCUCCAUGUCAUGGCCACGGAGCGUGCGGCCCUCCAGCAUCUCGAGCAUCUCUAUCAGACCGAUGCGCGCGCGCAGCAGGAUCUGGCGCGUGCCGUGGAUCUGAUUGCGCAGACGGUGCGUGACGGGGGUAAACUUGUCGUCUGCGGGGUGGGCAAGAGCGGAAAGAUUGCCCGCAAGAUCGAGGCGACGAUGAACAGUCUGGGCAUUUACUGCGCCUAUUUACAUCCGACGGAAGCAUUACAUGGAGAUUUGGGGAUGAUUCGACCGAAUGACACGAUGCUCCUCAUCUCCUUCUCCGGUCGGUCUCCGGAACUCCUCUGCCUACUGCCUUAUAUCCCCACGACGGUUCCCAUCAUCGCCUUGUCAUCUCACACCGAACCCGAUGCUUGUCCAUUACUCUCCCUGCAUGGCCCUCUUGGGAUGGGAAUUCUCCUGUCCGCGCCCAUCCAUGAGCGAGAGGAGGUGUCUCUAGGCUUGAGCGCCCCAACCUCGUCCACCACCGUCGCGCUGUGUCUAGGAGACGCCUUGGCAAUCGCCAUUGGCCGGAAAUUGCAUACUCAACCGGGACGCGGCCCGGCCGAAGUCUUCCGCGGAUAUCACCCGGGAGGCGCCAUCGGAGCUGCUGCAGGCAUCACCGUCAGCGCGAGCGCGGAUAGUGCUGGCACUCCCUCCACAACCCCAUCCAGCGGGGCGUCUAGUUCCGCCUUUGACUCUCCCUCCUCGUCCAUCUCCGUGCCCUGGGAGGAGCUCUCAAACGGGUCGCCAAUCCCGCCUCUGACCUUACAGCACACCACUUCCGACCAGACUCUCGUCACGCACGAAUCCUUCGUGCCCAUCGACCAAAUCCCCACCGCCUUGGCCCCGUCCACACCGUCGCAACCGGCCCCCGACCUCCGACUCUUGGAUCUUCUCCUCACAGCCAUUCAGCACCCCACAGCCAAGUCAUGGGUCUUUUUAUCCAAGGAUGAAUUGAUUCCUCCUCGACGCGUUCGCCAGCUGCUCUCACAAACGCCCAAUGUCGACCAGCGUGUAUCCGAUCUCGUGGCUUCAGGCCCCGGCCAAAUGUCGCGGGCGGUGUCGCGGGCCAAUUGGUUCCUGGUGGCGGAAUCCACCCCGCUGGCCGAACUGCAACGUCUCGUCUCCACAUCCCGAAAUGGGCCCGAUCCCAUCUCGGUCAUCGCGGUGGUGAAAGACAUCGCAUCUCCAACGAGUUAUCUCGGCGUGAUGGAGGCUGAGGACCUAUGGAUUGGUUGA